Messenger RNA from Equus caballus (horse), 773 nucleotides. It is a transcript of the gene IGFBP6, whose product is annotated as insulin like growth factor binding protein 6. NCBI's taxonomy places the organism in Eukaryota, Metazoa, Chordata, Mammalia, Perissodactyla, Equidae. Gene Ontology annotation, biological process: regulation of insulin-like growth factor receptor signaling pathway. Gene Ontology annotation, cellular component: extracellular region. Gene Ontology annotation, molecular function: insulin-like growth factor I binding; insulin-like growth factor II binding. The record is from RefSeq and is marked validated.
CUGCUCUAGGAGGAGCGGACCGGGCAAAAAUCCUGACCAUGACACCCCACAGGCUGCUGCCGUCGCUGCUGCUGCUAACUCUGCUGCUCGCUGCCCGCGCAGGAGGCGCCUUGGCCCGCUGCCCAGGCUGCGGGCAGGGGGUGCAGGCGGGUUGUCCAGGGGCCUGCGUGGAGGAGGAGGAUGGGGGGCCGCCGGCGGAGGGCUGUGCGGAGGCUGGGGGCUGUUUCAGGAAGGAGGGGCAGCAGUGCGGGGUCUACACUCCUAACUGCGCCCCGGGACUGCAGUGCCAGCCGCCCGAGGAAGACGAGGCGCCUCUGCGGGCGCUGCUGCUGGGCCGGGGCCGCUGCCGCCGGGCGCGCGCGCCCUCGGGGGAGAAUCCUAAGGAGGGUAAACCCCAAGCAGGGACCACUCGCACACAGGAUGUGAACCGCAGAGACCAACAGAGAAAUCCGGGGACCUCUACCACUCCUGGCCGGCCCAAUCCUGGGGGUGUCCAAGACACGGAGAUGGGCCCGUGCCGCAGACAUCUGGACUCAGUGCUGCAGCAGCUCCAGACGGAGGUCUACCGAGGGUCUCACACCCUCUACGUGCCGAACUGUGACCAUCGGGGCUUCUACCGGAAGCGGCAGUGUCGCUCCUCCCAGGGGCAGCGCCGAGGACCCUGCUGGUGUGUGGAUCGGAUGGGCCAGCCCCUGCCCGGGUCCCCGGAUGGCGAUGGAGGCUCCCCCUGCCCUGCUGGGAGCAGUGGCUAAGGCUGGGUGGGGGGCUGCAGG